UAAUUCAGAGCUCCGUUGUGUGCUUGAAUUUUAUUUCGUUUGUAUAUGUUCAUCAUGUACCAUUGACUGGUCCAGAAUGCAAUUAUUUGUUUCUGUUUCUUCCAUAUCAUUGAUCUUCGUCCCCAGCGGAAUAUUUGAUUUUUUCUUGAAUUAAAUGCUUUCAAUACCCUGUUUCACACCAGCCUUCUGUGAAACGUUGCACAACCUGGUAUUCCAUUUCUCAGUUCAAAAAAGAAAAAGAAAAACUGACAUGUCCAUGUAUCAAUCUUCAUCCUUGCGCGGUGGGAAUUCCCUACUCCUUACGAUCGUCCAAUGUUCUUAAAUUCUGAUGCAGAAGCAACAUUGUGUGAUAUCUUUCUUAUUAAUGCUCUCUGUGCAGUACUUGUUUACUACUGUUAUUCCAUCCGUUUCUUGAUUGCUGUUGAGCAACUAGCUGCUGAACUGUGCUGAAAUUUGAUACAGUAUUAUUCUGGUAUUUCAUAAAGCGCCAAGCCGAUGGAACUGGGGGACAUGUUAUUGCAUUACAAAUAUGGGCCCGUGUGAAGUUGCCACUGUAGAAAGAUGGAUGUAGAACGGGCAUUUCUGCUCUUGUGAGAUUUGGCUACAUGUACCUGGGGCUCUCUUCAUCCAUCAAGGAUUGUGGACGCAGCCUGGAACUGUUGAAAGUUGGAGCUUGCUGGCAUUGCGAAGAAGACAUGUAGGUCUCAGCUCCAUGCUGAAUGGUGGUGGUGGUGGGGGAUUGUGCAGGGAAAGUGCCUUAUGAACCGUCAUACGGACAAGCCUGGAACUGUUGAAAGUUGGAGCUUGCUGGCAUUGCGAAGAAGAUAUGUAGGUCUCAGCUCCAUGCUGAAUGGUGGUGGUGGUGGGGGAUUGUGCAGGGAAAGCGCCUUCUGAACCGUCAUAUGGACAAGGUUAUCUUCUCGUGUUCUAUUGUAUUAUUAUUUUGAUAAUUACAUCAUCAAUGUGGUAUUAUUUUGCACGUAUGGUUAAAGUUGACCAGUUUUGGAGCAAACAGCCACACAUGGUCUGUCAUGAGAACAUCUUUCGAUACAUUGUAUGUGGUAAGCUAAUUAGAGAUGAGAGAACAAAUGUAAGCCAUAUGUUUACUUCUUACUAUUGUAUAUUGAUUUUUUUCAAACCGGAUCCUUGAAAUUUUCUAACCUGUUUCAGCAGAAAUUUUUCCCAAUAUCUUGCACAUAUUUUUCUUCAUUUGUUUCAAUAUGAAGAAUGCAAAAUCAAACAUCCCAGUUCAUAGAACAUAAUUGCCUUGCCAUAAUUUCCUUGUGAAAAUUGAUAUAGAUCACGCAAGAAAUUGUAGCAAAGAAAAUAAAAUAAAACAGUAUUGACAUAUAAAAAUGUGGAUAUCAGCAACCUGCAACCGUACCAUUACUUUUAAAAAGGAAGCAGAAUACUGGGACCUGUGACCGAACUUCUGCCCACAAGUUAUAUGUAUCUGCCAGCCAUUAGCUGCCGAUGUAGUUUUAAACUGGGACUCACUACUUGUCUAUGCACUCUAAUGCCAUAGUAAGUUAUUAUUCAUGAUUGCCAACUUCCAGGCUUUCUGCCUGUUAGCAGUCGUGCUUGGGCGAUAACUGCCCAUUGUAUGGCUACUGCGUUAUGAACAAUUAGCGUAACAAUUUACAACCACACCAUACAUCAAAACCCAAGUGAAAGCAUCUGCAUCUUACUGUUAAAUACUCCCUCUGUAACAAAAUGUAGGACGUUUUUUUGUACCGAACUACACCAAAAAACGUCUUAUAGUUCGUUACAGAUGGAGUAAUAGGCUUAGCUUUGCAAGUUGCAAGAAUCUUGAAAAUAUGAACAAAGUAAAGUGUAUGAAGAUGGAAACAUCUCUUUGAAAGUUAGGAUGAUGAACAUAUCUGUACAGAUGUCAAGCAUCUAACUAACUACUCCCUCCCUCCCAAAAUUCUUGUCUUAGAUUUGUCUAGAUAUGAAUGUAUCUAAACACGUUUUAGUAUUUAGAUACAUUCAUUUCUAGACAAACCUAAGAAAAGAAUUUUGGGACGGAGGGAGUAAUAGAUUUUAAUUUAAUCCAUACUCUGUCACGUGCUUAAUCUGGACUUUGUAAGUUGUUAAAGAAUAAAGACUAUACUGGUCUUGCCCUGUCUGUGAGGAAAGCGCACCUACUCAGUCCAUUCUAUGACCCUGAGGUGAGAUUGCAUGAUACCAGGAACCAAUUAGGUAUGAUAUGAUCGAUUCUGUCAAUAGGACCCCAGUAUGCACAUGCAUUGUUCCACAGUUUGGUGGUUGGAUUAUCUCUGAAUCAUCCACCACCUGUUGUGAUUAGUGGGACUGACCUUUGCUUACUAUGAGAGUGCCACAGGUGUCCAUAUCUACCUCAGUGAAAGAAUUUACUUCACUUGAGUCAGGCCAAGCCAGUUGCGGCCAAAAGUCCAUUCUUUUGUCUCCUGGACCAUUCAAUUAUGAGACUAGUCUGCUUAUAUAAAACCAGGCCUUGCAUUUGAGGAUCUGAGCUACUGUCUGGCUUUCACCUCUGACUUCAGAUUGGCUCUAGAGAGAUGGCCCUAAAGGUGUUCAGUUGGCUGAAUCGGAAGAUGCAUUCUAAUGCUGAGUACUGCACCAUCGAUGAAAAUAAGGCCACGGAGAAGGAAGACUCUGUGUGCGAGAGUGUGGCUGAGCAAGAUACUGAAGCCCUGCUCCUCCGUGAUGUGCUUCUUAAUGGAAUACUUGCGAUUGGCACACUUGGCCACAACGUGAACUCCCUUUGCCCUGAUGCCUGCCAUGAACAAGAUGAGUUCAUCGUCAUGGAUAGAGAAAAGGUGGAAGAAGAGGAGUACGAAGAGGAGAAGUGUGGGGACAAAGAAGACGCAUUGGCUACAGCACCAAGUGAACCAGAACCUGCUGUUGAACCUGCCAAGAUGCAUUCAUCGUCGAUGAAAGAAUACAACUUCACAUGUUCUUUAAAGGAAGAAAUCCUGAUGUGUGAAGUUGAAGUGGAGGAUGUUGCUCAAAUCCAGGAACGGCCACUUCUGAUGGUAGAGAAGGUGGAAAAAGUGAGAACUACACUUGCUGAUCUAUUUGCAGCCGAAGCAUUCUCACCAAGUGAUACAGAGGAGAAGAGUUACGAGAAGACUGCCAUUAUUGCUGGGGCAUCCACUUCAAAACCUGCAUUGUGCAUGGAAAAGACGCAUAAAAAGAAGACAAUAAAGCCAAUGCCAGAUCCGCUAAAGGCUACGAGAAAAUUAAGUCGAGCCGUGAAGAAGAUGCUGGGGAAGAAGAUCCACCCAGAGCAGCUCAAUGGACGUAGUAAUGCAGAGGAACCUCCCCUGCUUGGUGCCUAGGCUCGGUAACAAGUUUGUUUUCUCUAUCCGGUAAUCUACUACCUGGAAUUUAUUUCAUCUGACCUUUGAAUUAUAUAUCAAUGAUGUACCCUUCUCAAGGGUCAUCAAAUCGACAUGCAUGGUGUAUUGUGGAUGGCUGUUUACCAUUUCAAGGUUUCUUAAGAUUUUCUUCCUUGGAUCCCAGUAUUUAUAAUAAAAUUAUGCUAUUUCUGUGGCAGUUUUAGUGUAGAAUGGGUCCCCUUGGUCAAGUAUAGAUUUGUUUAUGGGCCCGACGACUAGCCAUGGCAUACGAAUCGCAUUUGAAAUUGAUAAACUGUGCGUUGUUUAGACUUACCCAUGUCAACACAUUGGGAUAAGAAAAUUAUUGACAAAAAAAUUCCUUGAUGAACUGAUGGUUGUUUUAAGCAGAAAGAAUGAUGGUAGGUUUGAGUGUCAUUCAAAUGUUAUUGGUCAGAAAGAUGAUUUCUGUUGCUCCCAUAGGAGCAGAGUACUUCCAUCAUUCUGUGAUCUCCAAAUCCAAUCAUGUAAGAUCCUCUGUUACGAAGAGCGACACGAGUCGAUACUCCUGGAGUACUAACCAAGGCAUGGGGUAGUACUAAACUACUACUGUGAUACUAGUAACAGAGGUGUUGCCUCCUUUGGGCCAUGCCGCCAAGCUUUCUUGAGCACAUGGUGCUGCCCAGUAGCGUGCCGCAGACCAGCACGCAGCGGCGAGCCUGCAACACGACGACGAGCACGCGCUGAAAACCGCUAGCAGACAGAGAACUAAAACAGUGGGUGGGGGGCAGCCGGCUAUGGGCUGAAACUACGAUGUACAGAGCAUGCAACCGUAGCGGACCUCUUGGCCAUACGAUACGUGAACAUCUCUGUGGUCUCUGCUCUUUUAUCGCCUUGUAUCGUGAUAUAGUUGAAGCUGUACAGAUUUGAUUGUGCGCAGACAGCAACUGAGAUUUGCCCUUUUGCUUUGCAGGAUCAUGUUAUGUUACAUUCCAUGGGAUCCCCCACAGUGCUCUGGAGGUCCGGAUUCCUUUGCUGGAGAGAAGGAUCCAACCACACCGUACUACGUUGGUCGACAAUGUUUCAGUGCCUGAUCCGCUGCCUGUUCGCCCGCCAGUGACGAGGAAUAGCCUGCUGCCUAAAUAUAUCUACUACUAUCUCUACCUGUCUAUUGUUGAUUACAUGUUGAUUCGCGUGUGAGGCUUAGCUACAGUUGGCGUGUCCUGCCCUGUCUUGCCCUGUAAGAUCGAUCGAUGUUCCCCGUGCUGUCCCGUCGUCGUCGUCGUCCCCGUGCGUCGGUAUCAAUAAACCCUCCGAUUUAUACA
Molecule: messenger RNA, 4645 nt
Organism: Hordeum vulgare subsp. vulgare (domesticated barley)
Lineage: Eukaryota; Viridiplantae; Streptophyta; Magnoliopsida; Poales; Poaceae
Product: protein TILLER ANGLE CONTROL 1-like
Exons: 5
Coding region: 2541-3323 (260 amino acids)
Biological process (GO): morphogenesis of a branching structure
Source: RefSeq, a predicted model, not a curated record